UCCGCGUCGGGCGGCGCGGGCACGCAGGGCGCUGCCGGCGCCUUCCAGUGCUCCUUCUGCCAGAAGACGUUCUCGCAGAAGAACACCUACCAGAACCACGUGCGCUCGCACGGCAAGGAGGGCGACGAUCCUUACCCGUGCACCAUCUGCGGCAAGACGUUCGCGGUGCCGGCGCGCCUCACGCGCCACUUCCGCACGCACACGGGCGAGAAGCCGUACCAGUGCGAGUUCUGCAAGAAGGCCUUCUCCGUCAAGGAGAAUCUGAGCGUGCACCGGCGCAUCCACACCAAGGAACGGCCGUACAAGUGCGACGUGUGCGAGCGCGCCUUCGAGCACAGCGGCAAGCUGCACCGGCACAUGCGCAUCCACACGGGCGAGCGGCCGCACAAGUGCCAGGUAUGCUCCAAGACGUUCAUCCAGAGCGGCCAGCUCGUCAUCCACAUGCGCACGCACACGGGCGAGAAACCGUACGUGUGCAAGGCGUGCGGCAAGGGCUUCACCUGCUCCAAGCAGCUCAAGGUGCACACGCGCACGCACACGGGCGAGAAGCCGUACUCGUGCGACAUCUGCGGCAAGUCGUUCGGCUACAACCACGUGCUCAAGCUGCACCAAGUGGCGCACUACGGCGAGAAGGUGUACAAGUGCACCAUCUGCAGCCAGACGUUCACGUCCAAGAAGGCGAUGGAGGUGCACAUCAAGAGCCACUCGGAGCAGCAGCAGCAGCAGCAACCUCAGCAACCUGCAGCAGCAGCAGCAGCAGCAACAGCAAGCUCCUGCGCGCCGUCCCCGGAGCCUCGUCUGGAGGCGGAAGUGGCGCGCAAGGCGACAGAAGUGGCGGUGUCGAUGGAAGACGACGCGGGCAACCCCGUGAGCGUGCGCGACAUGUGCUACUACUACUUCUACCCGCCGUCGGGGGCUGUGCCCGUUCCACCCGCCCACGCGGGCCAGGGCGUCGGCGGCAGCCUGACGCCGCCCGCCAGCGUCGAAGACGACGAGCACUUCGCGCGCGCCGACACGGCCGUGCCGCUGAGCGAGCCGCCCGUCUACCUGUUCCCCGAGCCCUUGGGUUCGAUGCGCGGCCGCGCCACGCCGUACGACUUGCCCGUGCCGGCGUGCCUGGCCGCCUCCAGCCCGUCGCCGCCGCUGACGCCGCCCUCCAGCAACCCCGUCUCGCCCGUACCCGCCGCUCCCGCGUCGCCCGACCGCCGCGACGCCUGUUCGCUGCCGCCCCGCAAGCGCUGCAAGCAGAUCCUCAAGUCCAUCGCGGCAGCGGCCGCCGCCGAACCAGCCAUCCGCUACAGCUCCGUCAUACACUACGCGGGGGCCUCGUAA
Schistocerca piceifrons (Central American locust) is the source of this 1332-nucleotide messenger RNA. RefSeq names its product Krueppel homolog 1-like. NCBI's taxonomy places the organism in Eukaryota, Metazoa, Arthropoda, Insecta, Orthoptera, Acrididae. The record is from RefSeq and is a predicted model, not a curated record. Gene Ontology annotation, cellular component: nucleus.